This is a messenger RNA of Tachyglossus aculeatus (Australian echidna), 824 nucleotides long. RefSeq names its product polycomb group RING finger protein 3-like. Bases 107 to 589 code for a protein of 160 amino acids. The record is from RefSeq and is a predicted model, not a curated record. Lineage: Eukaryota; Metazoa; Chordata; Mammalia; Monotremata; Tachyglossidae. The transcript is spliced from 6 exons. Gene Ontology annotation, biological process: regulation of transcription by RNA polymerase II. Gene Ontology annotation, cellular component: PRC1 complex.
CUGGAUUGGUGCAGAUUGGUGCUGAACUGGGCGGAAUCUAUCUCCUUAUUUGGUUUGGUUCCCGGAUGCAGCCAGUAGGCUGCAGGAUCUAAGGCCCAUAUCAAAUAUGGCAACGGGACUGCCUGAAAUAAGAAAACAGAGGGAAUUCUAUCACAAAUUGGGUAUGGAUGUACCAGGGGACAUCAAAGGGGAGACUGGUUCUUCAAAACAGUUCUUAGAUUCACAUCCAAAUGGUGAAAUUAAAACAGAUGAAAAUUUUCACAGAGGUACAUUAGAAGAGAAACAAGAAGAGGCCAAUGAUUACCAUAGGAGCGAUGAACAGGUAAGCAUCUGUUUGGAAUGCAAUAGCAGCAAAUUGCGUGGUUUGAAGCGAAAAUGGAUCCGCUGUUCAGCCCAAGCAACAGUUUUACAUCUAAAGAAGUUUAUUGCCAAAAAACUUAAACUUUCAUCUUUUAAUGAGCUAGACAUAUUAUGCAAUGAAGAAAUUCUUGGCAAGGACCACACUCUCAAAUUUGUAGUUGUUACUAGAUGGAGAUUUAAGAAAGCGCCACUCUUACUACAUUACAGGCCCAAAAUGGAUUUGCUGUAAAAUAACUUUGUAAUUCUUCUGGGUAGAAUUGUUUCCAGAGACUAUCAUUCAUACCCUCUUAGUGUAUCAUUUAACUAAUUUGUCAUACAAAAUGGAAGAAUAAGUAUGAAGAUGACUUCUUCUGAAUAUUUCUUGUAGGUGGUAUGUGACCAGAUUUCUCUGUGCAACAACUAUUUAUAUCCUUUCUAUUAAAAUAAAAUUUCAAAACUCAACAAGUUCAGAGUACAGAUAAUGA